UUUUAUUUAUUAUGGCCAUAAAAAAUGAAAGAGAGUGGUUAUAAGUCAAAAUUAGGCAUCAAUAUACUACUGACAAGGAAUUUCAAAUAAGCAACAAUGUCAAUGCUCAUUAAUUAAUUAAGAGUUUUAUAUGAUAUUAUUGUUAGUUUCUUGUUAUUUGCAUGUUUGCUAUCAACUAUGCAUGUCACUUUAUUUUUCUCCCCAUCUUUUCAAUUCAAUCUCAGUCUCAGACUCAGAGAAUGUACAGCACCUAGGAGAAGAUGAAAUGAAAUGAAAUAUACCUUUCUUUAUUAGUAGUUUUUUUUUCUUCUUAACUUUCUUUAUAUCUUGCAACAACCAUUACCAAGGAUUCUUGAUUUUCCCAUUCUUAACUAGCUGGCUAUUACAAAUGGAGGAACAAGAUAAACUCCAAGAAACUGGACUUGAAUCUCAACUGGCUUCAUGUUUUUCUUCUUCCUCUAGCAAAAGUCUUGUGUUUCCUUCUAGACCUGGCUAUGGAAAACUUGGGACAAAGUGUGUUGUCAAAGCUAAUCACUUCCUUGCAGAUAUAUCAGUAUCUGACUUGAGCCAUUACCAAGUUACUAUAACUCCUGAAGUAUUUUUUCGAAAAAAAAGAAAAGCUAUCAUAGUAGAGUUAGUGAGGCUUCAUCGGAACACUGAGUUGGGAAGGAAGCUUCCUGUUUAUGAUGGCGGAAGGAAUCUUUACACUGCCGGUUCGCUUCCUUUUACACACAAGGAGUUCAAUAUAGUAGUAGUGAAUGAGGAUGAUGAAGGUGCUAGCAGCAGUACAAGGGAAAGAGAAUUUGAAGUUGAAAUCAAGUUUGUAGCUCAUGUUAGCAUGCAUCAGUUACAUGAGCUUCUAAGUGGAAAAAAAGUGGAUACUCCACAUGAAGCUCUUAAGGUCAUUAGCAUUGUAUUAAAGGAGCUUGCAUCUCAUAGCUAUGUAUCAUUUGGGAGGUUACUUUAUUCUCCGGAUUUAAGAAAAUCGCAUAAUCUGAGUGGUGGCUUGGAAUUGUGGCACGGUUUCUACCAAAGUAUAAAGCCUACUCAGAUGGGAUUAUCGCUUAACGUUGACUUGUCAUCAUCUGCGUUUAUAGAACCGCUCCCUGUGAUCGACAUUGUAGCUCAAAUCUUAGAAAAAGAUGUGUACUCAAAGCCAAUUUCAGAUGCAGAUCGCGUCAAGAUUAAGAAAGCCUUAAGAGGUGUGAAAGUAGAAGUUACAUAUAGAGGAAGUUUUAGAAGGAAGUACAGGAUAACAGGAGUAACAUCACAGCCUACAAGGGAACUCUUUUUCCCUCUGGAUGAGAAAAUGAACAUGAAAUCAGUAGUUGAUUACUUUCAAGAAAUGUAUGGAUAUACAAUCAUGUAUCCUCAUUUACCUUGCAUUCAAGUAGGCGAAAAGAAGGCGAACUAUUUGCCUAUGGAGGCAUGCAAGAUAGUUGAAGGUCAGAGAUGUACAAAAGGGCUUAAUGAUAAGCAGAUAACUUCUUUGCUAAAAGUUUCAUGCCUAAGGCCACGUGAAAGGGAGAAAGAUAUUCUCCAGACAAUUCAUCAAAAUGAUUAUGAUUGCAAUCCUUAUGCAAAGGAGUUUGGUAUCAAAGUAGACAAAAAGCUUGCAUCAGUCGAGGCUCGAGUUCUUCCUGCUCCAUGGUUGAAAUAUCAUGACACUGGAAGAGAUUCAAAAAUCUUGCCACAAUGUGGUCAGUGGAACAUGGCAAACAAGAAAGUUAUAAAUGGAAGCAAAGUAAGAUAUUGGGCAUGUAUCAAUUUCUCAAGAAAUGUCCAACAAAGAACAGCUAAUGCAUUUUGCCAACAGUUAGUUCAGGCGUGCCAAUCUUUAGGCAUGGAAUUUAGUCAUGAACCUGUGAUUCCUGUGUAUUCAGCAAGACCAGAUAUGGUUAAGAAGGCCUUGAAGUAUGUACAUUCUACUUCUCUAAACAAACUUGAUGGGAAAGAGCUAGAGUUUCUCAUCGCGAUUCUUCCAGACAACAAUGGCUCUCUCUAUGGCGAUCUCAAAAAAAUCUGCGAAACGGAUUUAGGGCUGAUUUCUCAAUGCUGUCUUACAAAAUAUGUAUUCAAGAUUAAUAGACAUUAUUUAUCAAAUGUAGCACUGAAGAUCAAUGUCAAGAUGGGAGGAAGGAACACAGUACUUUUGGAUGCUCUAAGUUGCAGGAUUCCAUUGGUUAGCGACAUUCCAACAAUAAUUUUCGGAGCUGAUGUAAGUCAUCCAGAAGCCGGAGAGGAUGUUUGUCCAUCCCUUGCAGCCGUUGUAGCCUCCCAAGACUGGCCAGAAGUGACAAAGUAUGCAGGAUUAGUAUGUGCUCAGCCUCAUCGCGUGGAACUUAUUCACGAUCUUUUCAAAUGUUGGAACGAUCCUCAUCACGGUAUCGUUUAUGGUGGCAUGAUCAGAGAGCUCUUACUCUCAUUUCAGAAGGCAACUGGAAAAAAACCACUUAGGAUAAUAUUUUACAGGGAUGGGGUAAGUGAAGGACAGUUUUACCAGGUUUUGCUAUUUGAGCUUGAUGCAAUCCGCAAGGCUUGUGCAUCUUUGGAACCUGGUUACCAACCUCCGGUUACAUUUGUCGUUGUUCAGAAAGGGCAUCACACUAGACUCUUCCCAAACAAUCACAACGACAGAAACAGCACCGAUAGGAGUGGGAAUAUCUUGCCAGGUACUGUGGUGGAUUCGAAGAUAUGUCAUCCUACCGAGUUCGACUUCUACUUGUGCAGUCACGCAGGAAUUCAGGGUACAAGUAAACCUGCUCAUUAUAGUGUUAUAUGGGACGACAAUAACUUCAGUGCCGAUGAGAUUCAGUCCUUAACUAACAACUUGUGCUACACUUAUGCAAGAUGUACGCGAUCUGUUUCUGUAGUGCCUCCUGUUUACUAUGCGCAUCUGGCAGCUUACAGAGCUCGAUUCUACAUGGAACCUGAUGUCCACGAAAAUGUAAAAUCAGAGGUUACAAGAUCGAAAGUUGAGUCAGUUAGGCCGCUGCCAGCUCUAAAAGAGAAGGUGAAGAAAGUAAUGUUUUACUGUUGAAUGAGCUACCCGCGCAAUAUAGGAUGACUUCCAAGUAGAGAUGCAGCAACAUAUGUAGGAAAAGAAAACUCAUUGUAGGUGAGAAAUUAGUUCAGAAUGUACAAGUUUAACAGAACCUGUUCAUAUAGUAAAAUUCUCUACAUGGAAAAUUUUCAAAGUCUAAGUUUUGUUUCUUAGGCAUUCUAGUGAUUAUUGGUUGCUUAAAGCUUUGUUUGAAGGUUAUGAUGUUAAGGGAGGGAAGGGUUUUGGACAGUGGGAAAAGGAAAUAAAUGGAUGCAUGCUAGUUGCAGGCCACUGGUUUGUUAGUCACCAUGAAAGAAUUACUUAUUUUUAUAUAUAAUUACUCGUCUAACAGAUAUAUGAACAAAUAUAAGACGUUUGCAAA
This is a messenger RNA of Trifolium pratense (red clover), 3425 nucleotides long. Its product is annotated as protein argonaute PNH1-like. Gene Ontology annotation, molecular function: RNA binding; protein binding. Lineage: Eukaryota; Viridiplantae; Streptophyta; Magnoliopsida; Fabales; Fabaceae. Bases 389 to 3040 code for a protein of 883 amino acids. Gene Ontology annotation, cellular component: cytoplasm. Gene Ontology annotation, biological process: regulatory ncRNA-mediated post-transcriptional gene silencing. The record is from RefSeq and is a predicted model, not a curated record. The transcript is spliced from 23 exons.